This is a messenger RNA of Andrographis paniculata, 2018 nucleotides long. RefSeq lists its product as uncharacterized. The transcript has 17 exons. The record is from RefSeq and is a predicted model, not a curated record. Lineage: Eukaryota; Viridiplantae; Streptophyta; Magnoliopsida; Lamiales; Acanthaceae. Bases 113 to 1537 code for a protein of 474 amino acids.
UAAAGUCAAAUUGGAGGAAACCGCACCAACACACACCGGAGAAACCCCAAAAUCCACCCGCCAUUUAUCUCUGUUCUUAGUUCUCCCGCUGCCGCAAAACGCUGGAUACAGAAUGAACACCUUCCAACGGUUCGCCUUCGACGCAGAAACCCUUCCGAAAAUCUUCACUACAUCGAGAAAUUAUGCUUGUUUUCUGUACUCGAAUCACAGGCGAGCAUGUUUUGGGACUGCGGUCACCUUGUCUUCGAAGUCAGAUGAACAGACUCUAGUAGCUGUAGGAGGUGGAGCUGCCGGAAUUUAUGGUGCAAUUAGGGCGAAAACUGUUGCGCCUGAUCUGAACGUUGUUGUUAUUGAGAAAGGGAAGCCUCUAUCUAAGGUGAAGAUUUCUGGCGGUGGUCGAUGCAAUGUGACUAACGGCCAUUGCUUUGACAAUUUGAUUCUGGCAGGAAACUACCCAAGAGGUAAUAAAGAACUUCGUGGAGCAUUUUUCAAGAUGCAUGGCCCAGCUGAUACUAUGUCAUGGUUUUCCGAUCAUGGUGUUGAACUGAAAGUUGAACUUGAUGGGAGAGUAUUUCCGAUCAGCAACAGUUCAUCUACUAUUAUCGACUGCCUUAUGUCUGAGGUGAAGAAGAGAGGUGUUCUACUGCAGACAGGAAAAGCUGUUACAGGUGUGUCAACUACUGAUGAUGGCAAAUUCUCUGUGAAAAUUGAAAAGCGCACCAUCGACUAUGUUGAAUAUGUGAAAGCCAAUUACUUGUUGAUUGCUAGCGGUAGCAGUGAGCAGGGAUAUAAGCUUGCAACUCAACUUGGUCAUUCUAUAAUUAAGCCAGUGCCCAGUUUGUUCACUUUCAAGAUUGAUGAUUGCCAGUUAGUAGAACUGAGCGGGGUUACAUUUCCUAAGGUUAGAGCAAAGCUGAAGCUGGAAACUGUUCGCCAGAGCAUAUCCGAGCAUACUCAGGUUGGGCCAAUGUUGGUUACACACUGGGGAUUUAGUGGUCCAGUGAUUCUUCGUUUAUCUGCUUGGGGAGCACGGGAACUCUCAGAUUCUGAGUACAAAGGCUUACUUCUUGUGGAUUUUAUUCCUGAUAUUCAUAUAGAAGAUGUGAAGUCACUUCUUAUUCAACACAAGAAUAAGUUUCCGAAGCAAAAAGUUAUGAAUUCACUUCCUUCAGAGCUUGGCCUUAUGAAGAGAUUCUGGAGAUACAUUUUAGAACAAAAGGGUGUAGUUGGGGACCCUUUGUGGGCGUCUGUAUCUAAUGCCUCUUUAAUAUCAGUUGCUUCUCAUCUCAAAAAUUGUUCCUUCCGAUUGAAAGGAAAGGGCCAAUUCAAGGAAGAAUUUGUCACUGCUGGAGGUGUCCCAUUGUCUGAGAUAUCACUGAACACAAUGCAGAGUCGGAUCCAGUCACAUCUAUUCUUUGCUGGGGAGAUAUUGAAUGUCGAUGGCUUAACUGGAGGGUUCAAUUUCCAGAAUGCCUGGUCGGGUGGCUUCAUUGCCGGGACAACCAUCGGCAACCUGGCAAACAUGACGGGUAUCUGAGAAGAUCUUGAACCAUUUGUUUGAAUGCAUCAAUGAGAUGAGUUAUUUUUAACAGCAUCAGCAGCGUCUAGAGGCACAUGUUCAAGAGUCACAUGUGUGGCCGCUGACCCCACGUUACCAUCUAUGGCAUACUUUGAAAGCUUCGAGUUUGAGGAAGCACUAUAUAUGGUAAGUGAGAAUUAUAUUCCAGAAUUGUCUUAACCUUUUGAAUUCAUAUAUAUAAUGCCUUUGUGCUGAGUUACAAUAUUUAUUUAUAUAUUCUAUAAGUUUCUUUUAUUAUAAUACUAUCAAAUAAGGUUUUUGGGGUGAUAAGAAAAAAAUAUGAUUUGAAUGUGAAGUGGCCUAUAAAAUAUUGUAGUUUGUGUUUGAAAUUAAUUUAAAACGAAAUUAUUUCAAUUUGAUUUAAAUAAUAUUUUGAUGUGAUAUUUUGUGAUUUGAAAUCACAAUUAUUAAAAAAAUUGACAUUGUUACUCACCCUGAA